Molecule: messenger RNA, 1481 nt
Organism: Hevea brasiliensis (rubber tree)
Lineage: Eukaryota; Viridiplantae; Streptophyta; Magnoliopsida; Malpighiales; Euphorbiaceae
Product: protein MITOFERRINLIKE 1, chloroplastic
Exons: 1
Coding region: 103-1305 (400 amino acids)
Cellular component (GO): mitochondrial inner membrane
Molecular function (GO): S-adenosyl-L-methionine transmembrane transporter activity
Source: RefSeq, a predicted model, not a curated record
GCAUCACUCUUAAGGUUUCUCGAGUAUCCGUCGGCAUCCACAGCCUCGGAUGAACAGGUGAACGGCGGAGGAAGCAAAAUAAGCUUUCUCUGUACUAUAGCAAUGGAGGCCAAUCUCUGUGCAUCCCUAGGCCUCCCAUCCCCAGAUCCCCGUAAUCAAUACCACCCACUAAUCGACACUAACUUCACCAAUCUCUUCACUCACUUCUCCUCUCCCUUAUCCACCCAAACGCCGCACAACCCCGUCAAAAAACACAACAAACCCAUCACCAAAUCCCUUCCAUUUGCUUCCAAUUCUCUCUCUUCUAACACCAAAAGCACGCCCAACUUCUCGAAAUGGCUCGAACCCACUUCAAGAAACAGCCCCAAAGUCCAAUCCCUCAUGAAGAACCUCUCAGUCCUUGAGCGAGCCCUCAUUGGAGCUGGAGGUGGUGGCAUAGCUGGUGCAUUUACUUACGUAGGCCUGCACCCGCUUGAUACCAUCAAAACAAAGUUGCAAACGAAGGGUGCAUCUCAGAUUUAUAGCAGCACCCUCGAUGCUAUAGUCAAGACAUUUCAAGAGAAGGGCAUUUUGGGGUUCUAUAGCGGCGUAUCUGCGGUUAUUGUGGGUUCUACAACCUCUUCAGCUGUGUAUUUUGGGACUUGUGAAUUUGGGAAAUCGAUUUUGUCCAAAUUGGAGAAGUUUCCAUCUGUGCUUAUCCCUCCUACUGCCGGUGCCAUGGGAAAUAUCGUGUCAUCAGCGAUUAUGGUACCGAAAGAAUUGAUCACACAGCGAAUGCAAGCUGGUGCUAAGGGAAGAUCAUUUGAGGUAUUGUUGAAAAUAUUGGAGAAAGAUGGUAUUCUGGGUCUGUAUGCUGGGUAUUCUGCAACUUUGUUAAGAAAUUUACCUGCUGGUGUGUUAAGUUAUUCUUCAUUUGAGUAUUUAAAGGCUGCAGUAUUGAGUAGAACUAAAAAGAGCCAUUUGGAGCCUAUUGAAAGUGUGUGCUGUGGAGCAUUGGCUGGGGCAAUCUCUGCAUCUAUAACCACACCGCUUGACGUGGUUAAGACAAGGUUGAUGACACAGGUGAACAAGGAAGUGGUGGAUAAGGUCGCAGCUGCAAUGUAUAGUGGGGUUUCUGCUACUGUGAACCAGAUUCUGAAGGAGGAAGGAUGGGUCGGAUUUACCAGGGGAAUCGGUCCUAGAGUGGUUCAUAGUGCUUGUUUUUCAGCGUUGGGGUACUUUGCAUUUGAGACAGCUAGGCUUGCUAUUUUGCAUCAGUAUUUGAAGCAUAAAGAGUUGCGUGAAAUGGAUGUUGCUCCUGUUUGAUUGAUGGCUAUGAAUGGAAUGUCAGGUGCUAUUGUUGGCGAAAACUUUUAUCCUCUAUUUUUUUUUUUCCUUAUAGAUAUAACUGGUAAUUGCUUCUCUAUAUGAUCACAAUUUGGCUAUAUAAACUUCGAGUUAUUCUGUUAAAAAUGGUAUGGAAGAAUGUCUUGUUGCACAAA